AUGAAGUCGAGUCAGGGAGAGAAAAUACCUCAAACUAAAGGAGAAAUUGUUGAAAUUCACUCGAGUGGGAGUGAAACGACGGAGAGUCUGUGCUCCCUCUGCGAACGUGAGCUGUCAAAGGCUGCUGAGGACAAAGAAGAAAGGAACAAUGAAGAUCCCGAGGAUAUCCUUGACGAUUUGCUGGAGGCUUCGAGGUCCUUGUCGCAGAUCAGCGUUCAGGACGAUGAAAUUGACUUCGAAAUUGAUCAGGAGACACUGUUCGACCUGGAGAAUGCAGCGAAGUUGAGUGAGAACAAGGAUUCGAGAGGAAGUUCUGAGGAGUUGGUGACUCCUGAUCAGAUCAAGGAGUAUUCUCUGGGGAAUCACAAUGGCCUUGGAGAUUUGAGGGUCGAGGAUCUAUCGAGCGACGAGUCCGACUUCUUCCUGAGGAUUUCCUCCCUUCGGCAAGAUGCUCUUCCUCAACAGCCAGGAGGAUGGACAGCUCCAGGAGAGCCUCAGGUCUCGAAAGAUGAUGGAGAACCCGCACAGAAACGGGUGAAGCUGACUGGGGGGGUUUCUUCUGGAAAAUCUCAGGAAGCUGAUGGCAAUCUCGAUGACUGGGGCACGGACUUCCCUCCAGAGGUGGAAUUACAGAAGAUUGACGACUCGGUUAGAGCGUUGACCCAGCAGAAUCUUGAGGGACCGUUGGAGAAGAGUGAGGAAGAGCCUUUCAAACUUUCUGAAAUCGACUACAAGGGGAUCACGGAGAAGCUGAUUAGCAGGAAGAGGGAGUUCCAGGAUUUGAUUGAUAAUGUCUACGAAGCGAGCUGCUAUCUGGGCAGAAUUAAGGAGAUCCUGGCAGCAGCUCCUGCGUCAGGUCCAGUGGUGAUUCCCCCUCCACCAAAGCCCAGUGGAUACGACCAGCAAUUCGAUUUUCCUGAUCGUAGCAGAUUCCCAAAAUUGCCGAUUACGAUUGAGUCUUGUGGGGGGUCUAGGGGCCAUGAGUUCAGGGAGAACAGCUUCCCAAAACCACAAUUGAAUGCUUUAUCUAAUCCGGGAAAAUCCGGGAAAUCAGCUCCCAGAAAAGGAUUCAUCAACUCUGUCACAGCGUUGAAGCCCUCAUCAGCAAAAUCCAUAAACAACAGAAUUGAAAUCGCCCUGCCCAACAGAUUCAAGAAGCAGCAGACGAUCAAGGAUAUGUUCUCAACUGGAAAUAAGGAGAAUAAAAAAGGAUCUGGGGGGUCAGGAGAGACGAACAAGAGCUUUGAGAAGGAUACCAUCAGUGACAGUGGAUCCAUGUACAACUUUAAUCCACUCGUUCGUGCGAGGAAGCCAGCGAAAUAAUUCCAUAGCUCAAAUUUCAAUUCUUCAUUAUUAUUCAGUCAUUAUUUCGUUUACUUUAGUUUUUAUUUCUCCAUGGAAAACUA
Molecule: messenger RNA, 1406 nt
Organism: Diachasma alloeum
Lineage: Eukaryota; Metazoa; Arthropoda; Insecta; Hymenoptera; Braconidae
Exons: 3
Coding region: 1-1323 (440 amino acids)
Source: RefSeq, a predicted model, not a curated record